AUGCCCCAGCAAUCCCCCAAUGACCAAUCCUACCUUUUUGCCGACCAGGCCGAGAGCCUUCUCUACACGCCUCUGUCCUUGUCCUUCUCUUGUGAAGGUCAGCAAUAUGGCUACUAUGCUGAUGUGGACAACGGCUGUCAGGUGUUCCACAUUUGUUGCCCUGAGGAUGAUACCGGCAGUGUGAUUGAGACCGCUCAAUGGUCGUUCAUCUGCGGCAACGGAACCGUGUUUGACCAACAGACCCUGACCUGCAACCACGAACAAGAUGCCUUCCCUUGCAGCGAAGCCGCCUCCCUCUACAACACGGUGGAGUUCGGCAAGAUCCCCGACUACUAAAUGAUUUCCUGUGUGAUUGGAUGUGAAGUGGAAAAAUCAACAGUCAAACAUGCAAAGUUUUGAGUCGUUCAUUCAUCCAUUUGUCAAUCAAAGACUGAUGUCGGAUUGCUUUUGAAGACCCCACUGCUAUUUAAAACAUUGUUUUCAUGCUCAAUAAAAUCUUAAAAAAGAACAAAUAGAGCGUGACAGUAAAAGACUGGCGCAUUCAUGUUUUUGCACAUCUUAUGGUACUUGCUUGGCAACCGUUUAAAGAAAUGCUGAACAAGCGAUCAAAAUAUGCCAAAGAGAGUCAGUAUAAUGAUUGAUUUGGAUAUAAGCUAUUUAUUGAAUAAAGAUCCAUUGUUUGAUGUUA
This is a messenger RNA of Tigriopus californicus, 688 nucleotides long. RefSeq names its product U-scoloptoxin(01)-Cw1a-like. NCBI's taxonomy places the organism in Eukaryota, Metazoa, Arthropoda, Copepoda, Harpacticoida, Harpacticidae. The record is from RefSeq and is a predicted model, not a curated record. Gene Ontology annotation, cellular component: extracellular region. Gene Ontology annotation, molecular function: chitin binding.